AGCAACGUGGCGGGCUCUUGUUUAAUUUCUUUCUCUAUGCAUAUAUGAGUGCUCGUAUUGAGGCCUAGAGUUUCUCACUAUAUAGUGAGAAACCAUGUGAGAAACUCUAGGUAUUGGGGCAUUGAUUGAGGGCCGGUUGGCCGAGGAGAGAAAUGGGAGAGCGGCCAUGAAGUGGCCGUGCAUAGCCACGCCAAGCUGCUUGCUGAAAGCCGGCCGGGCGUCGUCUGUUCGUUGCUAUAAACGUUGGUUCGUUGUGGGGUGGUUGUCAGGCUGUGCUGUGGUUUUGGCGCCUUUGGUGGUGUCUAAUGUUGCUCCUAUGUCCCGAGGAAAGCUGCGAAUGGUUGCUGACGUGUGUGGAGACUGCGGCGCUUCUGAGCCCCAGUGGGGGUCCCUGAGCCGAGGCCUGCUGCUCUGCGAUGAGUGCUGCAGUGUGCACCGCAGCCUCGGCCCCCACGUGUCCCGCGUCCGCCACCUCCACAGGGCGUCUUGGGCACCGGCACAGCUGAGUAUGGUGCACAGCCUGCACGCGAGUGGCGCCAACGCCAUUUGGGAGCACCAGCUGCUGGAGCCAGGCAAGGCAGCUGGACGACGCAAGCCCAGUGCCCGUGACAGCCUCCACCCAAUCAAGUCUGAGUUCAUCCGAGCCAAGCACCAGAACCUGGCAUUUGUGCAUCGGGUGGCCAAAGAAGGGGAACAGCCGACCCAGGAGGACCUCAGCAAGCAACUACAUGCAAGUGUGCGCACAGCCAACCUGGAGACCAGCCUGCGCCUACUUGCACAGGGGGCGCUACCUUCCCACCUGCACCCUGACAAAGGCAGCACGGCACUGCAUGUGGCUGCGCGAAGUGGCCAGGCCUGCCAGGUGGAGCUGCUGCUGGUGUACGGGGCCGACCCGACUGCCAGGGACUCGCAGGGCAUGACGCCCGCUGACUGUGCCAGGGAAGCUGGCCAUGCUGACCUCGAGGCACGCCUCAUAGAGAGCCAGUAUGAGGUUACUGACCGACUGGCCCACCACCUCAGUGGUCGAAACCCAGAGCACCACCUGGGGCAGCACUUCAUCCUGCCUGAGAUGGCUGACUGCCUGGACUUGUCAGCACAUGCGCGGGCAGCCAAGUACAAGCUCCAGUCGUUGCCGGAGCGGCUAUUUGUGGAGCUUGCACGAGACCUGUAUGAUGAGGUGGACCGGCGAGAGUGCGAGGCUGUGUGGCUCGGGGGUGGGGCCAGCCUGGUUGGGGCCGACCGACAGGCUGUGCCCUUUUUGCCUGUCAGUCCCGAGCUGUCCUCCACCAGAAACCAGGCACGCCAGAAACUUGCGCGGCUGACUGCUAGGGAGUUUGCCACCCUGCUCAUUGACGUCCUGUCGGAGGCCAAGCGACGACACCUGGGUGCCAAGCAGUCUGGCUGGGAGGAGCAUCGGCUAAGUGAUGACGAACCGCUAUACGACAGUGUUGCAUCCGAUGAAGACAACAAUGCUGGCAAGCAGCUGUGGCAGCGAGUCAGUGAGCUGCAGCGAGAGCAUGCGGCCAUGCGGCUGGACCUGGAGGCUGUGCAGGCCACGCUGGUGGCCAUGGCCCGGCAGCCAUUAUCACCCCAAGGUACGUCAUCCCCUCAGGCACUGCGCAGCCCAAGGCCACAGUCAAUGUGUGAGUGGCGCCACCUGACUGGAGCCACAGGAACACCAAGGACAGGUGUCCAUGAACUUCCAUGUCGACACAUGGUGGCCAGUCCUUCACAUGGUGAACAUGAAGGCGAUGGAACAUUUUGCUCUCUGCCGACCUACCAGGAAGUGCUGGCCCAGACGGAGAACAUCACUCGCUGCAUCCACAAGUUGCUGGCAUGUGCGCAAGGCGGAAAUCGCGAUGCCUUUCUGCCCUGCACGCAGAACAUUUUGCAGGCAGUGCUGGGCAUGGGUUCCCUGUUUGGUGGUGGGCAGCAGCCCCCAGGUGGUGCAGUGAGCGGUGCCCUUGCUCGUCUGGUGGGCAGUGCGCAGCAGCUGGAACGGUGGGCAUCCAACGGCCUUGAAGGUGGCCAACUCAUCCAGGGGGCCUACGAGGUGGCCAAGGGGGCCAAGGAGCUUGUCCAGGCGUAUCCUGCCACACCUCCACCUUGAAGCCCUAGGGGGGGGGGCCAAACCAAGCCCCCUUCCCCUUGAAACUUCUGCAUACUAGAAUACCUGGCAUUAAACAAUGUGCACCAA
Messenger RNA from Dermacentor andersoni, 2197 nucleotides. RefSeq names its product ARF GTPase-activating protein GIT1 (gene Git). NCBI's taxonomy places the organism in Eukaryota, Metazoa, Arthropoda, Arachnida, Ixodida, Ixodidae. The record is from RefSeq and is a predicted model, not a curated record. Gene Ontology annotation, molecular function: small GTPase binding; GTPase activator activity. Gene Ontology annotation, cellular component: synapse. Gene Ontology annotation, biological process: synaptic vesicle recycling; regulation of ARF protein signal transduction; regulation of G protein-coupled receptor signaling pathway.